Molecule: messenger RNA, 1273 nt
Organism: Harmonia axyridis
Lineage: Eukaryota; Metazoa; Arthropoda; Insecta; Coleoptera; Coccinellidae
Exons: 1
Coding region: 119-799 (226 amino acids)
Source: RefSeq, a predicted model, not a curated record
UUCAUAUUUUCAUAAACUUCAUUCUGUCAAUCAAAAAAAUAUUCAUGAAAUUUAUGUAGUGCGAAAAAUUCUUGUUCAUAAGAAAUUUCUGAGUUUUUCAAAUACAUACUUCUGAAACAUGACUGUCGGAAACGAUGCUUUUGCUACAGUCAACAAGAGCGAUUACACGUGGCCCUAUCCGAAACCUCUAACGAAUAGGCCAUCGCAACCUCCUCAAAAGACUAAACCCAACAAUUAUUAUGUCGCCAAGUUGGUUGAACCAUAUUGUCACUGCGAUGCUCAUCUGUAUGAUCCUCAAAUGGGUAGAUACAGGAUGUUAGCCAAGAAGGAGAACAUGCUCUACAAGGAACUUGCGGAGCUGAACAAUCAGAUGGCUUUACUCUCCGGAGAAGUUCUAGACCAUCCUUGCGACACGGACGACGUUAAGAUGGAAACAAUAUACCAAACAGACUACACCAAGAGAGGACUGAAUUUGGUGAAGUAUAGGAAGCUCCAGGCCGAUAUAGAGUCACCUGUUGGGGUUCCAGUUAAAACAGAAGCUAUAGGUAUAGGACAAGGGUACAGGGAUCCACAUAUUUUCAGAUACCAUGCCUUUCCUAGACCUGCAAUUGACGUUUGUCCUACUGUCACUUUUAUUAGAACUCCCACAUUAGUAGAUGAGUGGUUUGCACCAAGGACUGGUAUGUCGGAAUACCAAGAUACCAUUGCUAAAACAGGAUUGGGUAUUAUCAAAAGCAAACAGCAAUACACUGAGCCCCUACCUUCAUCAAGACGAAGACAUGGAGAUCCUUGUCUGUAAUAGGACAAGCAAUUUCUUCGCAGUUAUUAUUUGUAUGAUCCCGAAUUCCAUAAACCUCUUUUGAUUGCUAUACCAUCAAAGGUCUAUCAUACGAGUUGAGUCUACGCCUAGUUUCCUAAUUAUUAUUAUCCAUCAGAUUUACCUAUAUUCAUUCAUCUAUCACAUAAGGAUGCUGUUGUAGCAGACUCAGACAUCAAAAUGAAGGGCAUGAUUGUGAUGUUUUAAACUCGUAAUACUAUUGGCAAUUACAUAAUGAUGACCUUCUCUGGGCCACUUGUAAUCUAAUUUCUGAAAAAUUAUCCACAAAAAAAUUUGAGGAUGGCGAUAUUCAAAUCAAGAAAGGCCAAUUACAAUGCAGAUCAUAAAUAAACAUUUCUUUAGAACUGUCAUUCCCUUAACCUUAAAUAUAUAUAUUCAUUUCAGAUUCUCAUAUUUCUUCAAAAUUUUUCUAAAUAAAUAAAUUUUCUAUGCUGA